CUUGCCUUGGACAAGCGUUUGACUGCAGAUUUCCCGAUGGACCAAUCAGAAUCAAGUGUUCCAGAGAUCAGAUCAUGUGCAGGAAUGGCAAGUGUAUUACACUGGAAACAGCCUGAGAUUAUGUGUGUGCUAAUCUUGAUUAGCGAGUGCGUUUAGUGCAUGUGUUUAUUAAGAAGGAACUGAUCUUCACUGAUUCUCCAGUUGUCCGUUGAGUGUUUUCAGUUAUUGCAGUGCACAGAUAAAGCAACAGUUGUGUAACGUCUGGAAUAUAAAACAUGUGCUCUUUCUCGACCUCACAUACAUACAGCAGAUAUAUACAUCAACAGCUCGUGCAGGCAGAAGAUUUCUAGUAAAGUUACUUUUUGAUGGUACAGAUUGUUCAUUUCAGUCUGUGGUGAGUUGGGGACGUUUUUGAGAUUUUUGGCACAGGAAAUAAUGAAGAUCCACAAUCAAGAGCAUCAGCGGAACGGCUUCCUCCAUCCCGCAGGACAUGAGAGCGGUGAGGAUGCAGCUGAUGGGAAAGUCGUGUUACAGGUCGACAGUAAAUGGAACAACAUCCACCUGUUCCUGGUGUGUGUUUCGUUGGGGGUGACUCUUGUCAUGCUGCUCGACGGCUGUCGCUCCUCUGAUUCGUGGGUUCUGCUCGGUUCUUCUGGAUUGCCCAUCUGGGACUGGACAGCUGUUUCUGUGGUGCUGUUAUUUACUGGCCUACAGGGGGUGCUCUAUUAUCUACCUGUGGGACAGGUGACCGAGGGCAAGAUGGGUUUUAACGGAAAACGUUUAAAAUACAAACUCAACGGUCUGUACGCAUUUCUGGUGAGUGUGGUUCUGUUAUUGGGUCUGUGGUUCUGUGGGGUUCUGCGGGCCAGCGGUGUGACGGACAGACUGUUUGCACUGGUCACCGCUGGCAUGAGUGUCGCUCUGAUGCUAAGUCUGGCGCUGUACCUGUGCCCGGUCACGACACACUCCUCCGCACAUGUGUACUACCACAACACAGCAAAGCCCCUGUUGAAUUUUGCACUUGGUCAGAAUUUGGACCCUCGACUGGGCGAAAUUGAUGUAAAACAAUUUGUCAUGGUGAGGAUUGGAUUCAUCGGCUGGGCCCUGAUGGAUCUGAAUUAUCUGUUGAGCGCUGUGGAGAUGAACUCGCUCUCUGUGUCUCUGCUGCUCGUCACCGUCUUUCAGCUCAUUUACAUACUCGACUUCCUCAUCGAUGAGGCAUCUGUGUUAACGACCAAAGAGUUCACGGAGGAGCCGAUUGGGUUCAUUAUGAUUCUGGGCGAGUUUAUCUGGAUCCCGUUCUUCUCUAGUCUUCCUGUUUACUUCCUUCUCCAGAGACCCAAUCACAUCCAUGUCCUGUCUGCUGUGCCCAUCUGUUUGAUGUUUGGUAUUGGCUUUUUGAUUUAUUACCUGUCCAAUGAACAGAAGGAUGGUUUCCGCAGAAAUCCAAAUGACCCAGCCUACGCUUCUCUGCGGACGAUCCAAAGCCCAUCAGGACAUAGUCUCCUGGCCUCAGGAUGGUUUGGUUGGGUCCGACACCCGAAUUACUUCGGAGACAUUCUGAUGAUGUUUGCCUGGUGUUUCCCCUGUGGGUUCACCAGCGUUCUGCCGUACCUACCUGCGCUGCAGUGUUUCAAUUUAUUAAGGAGACGAGCCAGUGAGAUCGAAGAUUCGUGUCUGAAGAAGCACGGAAACGCUUGGCAAGAAUAUUGUCGCCGAGUGCCAUACAAACUGCUGCCUUACGUGUAUUGAAGACCUGAUCUAACAUCUGUAAUAUGUCUUUGCAUUGUUCUUGUAUUAAGAGUUAUAAUUCUCAGGUCUGUAACUUCUGUAGCAAACACAAUAAAACUGGUGUGUUGCAA
This is a messenger RNA of Xyrauchen texanus (razorback sucker), 1862 nucleotides long. Its product is annotated as delta(14)-sterol reductase TM7SF2. The record is from RefSeq and is a predicted model, not a curated record. Gene Ontology annotation, biological process: sterol biosynthetic process. Gene Ontology annotation, molecular function: oxidoreductase activity, acting on the CH-CH group of donors, NAD or NADP as acceptor. Lineage: Eukaryota; Metazoa; Chordata; Actinopteri; Cypriniformes; Catostomidae. Gene Ontology annotation, cellular component: endoplasmic reticulum membrane; nuclear inner membrane. The coding region runs from base 436 to 1752 and encodes 438 amino acids. The transcript is spliced from 11 exons.